AAUACAUCAGAAGUCGGUAUAUAUAUUUGCCAAUGUAUAUUCUAAUUAGUGUUUGCCAUUUAAGGUUGUUUCCCAUUAAAUAAUGAUGUCAAUAAUGAAACUCUAGCAGAAACCACAUACAUUAUUAAAAGUCCAAUAGAAUUCGAUAAAUAAAAAAAAAGAUGGAUUCUGAAGAUACUAUAAAUAAUCACGAGAUGAUAUCCACGUUGAAAAGCGAGUUGGCUGCAUUGCAGUUCAAAAGAGAUCGUCUUAUGUCCGAGUUGCAAGACACCAAAGGGCAGCUUCGGACUAGAGAUCAAAGAACGGUAGAGCUCGAGGCUGAAACGGAAAUGUUGAAAGAACAGCAAGUUAGACAAAAUUCUAUCAUUGCUAGUCUGAGAAAUAGGAUAAAGGAAUUGGAGGACCAAGAGAGAAUGUUGACUACGUCAUUGGGAAGAGCAGAUAUGUCAUCCGAAUCUUUAGCUAGAGAAAAUCGCCAUCAGGCAGAGAAGUGUUCCGAGUUGGAGCGGAAAAUCAAUUUAUUGGAAUUAAAUUGUACUCAAGCUGAAAAUGCAAGAGACUCGGCAAGAAGAUCAAUGUCAGAGUUUGUAAGUAGAGCUUCGAUAGCGUUGGGGUACGAGUCUUUGAAUUCAGAUUCUCCAGCUGCCGUUGAUGUGGUCUUAUCAAAAGCAUCGGAAAUGCAUCAGGAAUUAAACAGAUUGCGUCGUAAAAAUAUUUCUGCCAGUGAAAAUUUAACCUCGAUAGAAGUAGAAUUGAGGAAUUGUAGAGAACAACUGGAAAGGGCCCUAGCUGAUAAAGAAAAUCUUCAAAGACAGGCUGCCGGCCAUAUUCUUGAAAUAGAUAAGUUAAAACAAGAGAAAGAACAUUUGGAAAUGCAGCAGAGAGUAAUGGAACGUGAAUUAUCUGAACUCAGAGAUAAACUGAUGGCAACUAACAGGAGUUUAGGCAUCGCAUCUAACAAUAUAGCCAGUCAGGAGGCUACUAUAUUCACUCUUCGAAAUGACUUACGAGGACACGAUGAGAAGUGUCAAAAAAUGCAAAUUGACAUGCAACACUUUUUGGAGUCAUUGGCCGUGUGUCUGACUUCGGCGGAUGGAUACGUUCAGUCCACCGAGAGUGGUGUCAAAGACGCGGUGAAGAGGCUAGUUAACGAGUUGGCUACUAAGAGUACAUUGCACGGGGAAUCCAAGGACAGGAUAAUCAGUUUGACCGACCGGAUCGAACGGCUGCAGAUCGACCAGGACAGAUUAGCGUCGGAAAACCGAGUGUUGACAGAUGAGAAACGCAACUUGGAGACUCGAUUGAACCACGCCGAGAGCGAACUUAAUGUUUGUGAAAUGACUAAAGAACAUUUACGUAAUGAUAAGACAAUCUUCGUUACAUUCCUCGAUAAAUUGUCAAGAGCCAUGCACAUGGACCAGAUAGCGAAAGACGUGGGUGUCGACUUACACACAGAAUCGUUGCUGCUACGUGCCGAACAGCUUGCCAAAUUGGAAUACGAUAAAAACAUCGACAAGUUACUGCUCGGUUAUCCUUAUACGUCAUCGUCGUUAUCCAGACAUCGUUUAUAUUGCGAUUUUCCUUACAGAGAAAGCGCUUUAGUUUAUCAACUGCAACGACGCGUACGUACGUUAAGGGACCAACUGCAAAGACGCGAUCUCCAUCUCGAUUUAUUACGUAAGAAAAUCAGUGUCCAAGACGAAAGUACAAAAAUACGUUCACUCUUGGAAACAGAAAGAGAUGAAGCUAACAUACGGGCUAAAAAGUUGCAAAAACAAUUGGAUAAAGCACAGCUACAGUUGACCGAAUGCAGAGCGCAGAUUCGAGAUUUGAAACUACAGUUAUCUGAUGCUGGAGAUUGUAAAUUGACUUCAUUGGAAAGAGCGAAGAAAAUCGAUGAUCUUGAAAAACGUCUCGUGGAAUCAGAGAUGUUACGAAUGCGUUUUUCACGAAAAGUUACUGUGCUCAAAGAACAAUUGAAAUCGACUUCCGAUUCUCAUAACCAAGACAAAACUCUGAACGAGCACACAAUGCGAGUGUUACAGGACGAACUAUCCUCGAUUAAAUUCCAAUUGAGCGAAGUGAAACGUCGAGAAUGUUCUCUCGAAGAUCUUCGACGGACUGUGAUCAGCCUGCUGGCACUAGACUCGUCGUGUACCGAUUACGAGAUCACAUCGAAAAUAACCAAACUGGUGGCUGCGCACCGAGAGUAUUCCAUCCUGUCAAAGAGGUACGACGACCCAUUGCCGUCUUACGUUCAUUUACCACCGCCCUCCGAGUCGUCAGACCCGUUGACGGUUGACGACUUUGAGAUCCUGAACAGCGCGUACAACAAACGUUCACAGAGGAAGACUUGAACAACGACUUCGACGCCUCACACGGUUCAAACAUAAAUUUCAAUGAGUAGAUUUUACCUUGAAGUCUUUACGCCUAUCUAACCUGUGUAUAUACGGAAAUGUGUGACUAACCAUAAAAUCCUCCACCUCCGUUUAGAUAUGUUCCACCGUGUACAAGUAUCACUGACAUUGUUAUAGUGUAUAUACCUGUAAUAUAUUAUAAUGUGCGGUUAGAUUGUUUAUUAAUACGUACUUAAAACAUUGUCGUGUGUGUAUUUUUCACACUUUUUUGACUUAAAAUAAUAUUUAACCUAUUUUUUUCAAUAUACUCUUAACGUCUAUUACGAAACGAUAGGAUAGGCAUAGCUUGGUUUUUAAACUGAUUCGUGCUUAAACUUUUUGAUUUUUUGAGUUUUCCACCGUUCUGUAUAAUCGUACAGUUCGACAUUGUACAAAAAUCUAUAUUUUGAUCUAUCGCCAAGAAUAGGAUCAUAAUUUUUAUUUUUAUUAAAUUCUUUUCAGUGCAGCGUUUAAUUUAUCCGUAGCCGUUUGACAUGCGUUAUCUGUGUAAUUUUUUUUCUAAUUGUCUUUUUGAUUGACAUUUUAAAUACGUUGUCUAAGUAUAAAAAUAUUUAAUAAUUACAUUCAAUAUUAUGUAGAUAGCAUUUAAAAAUGUUUAAUAUUUAUAUAAACACGUUAGAUGAAUUUCGGAUUCCUGCAGUCAUCGUCAUCGAUAUAACGACGUGUUUACAUUGUAGAUUUAAUUUGUAUUAGACAAGCAAUAAUACAUUUUACGAGGUCUACUCGACUAUAGAUACACGUUAAUUUUAGUUAAUUUUUAAUGUACUACGUGAUGUUUGGAAUUCUAUACUACUUUGUAAUGAAGCGUGAUUAAGUAGUUUCUGAACUAUUAAAAAGCAGACGUUUAAAAAUUUAAUAGAUUUUUAACUAUACGUAAUUUAUAAUAAUUUAAUUUAUUUUAUCGCUUUUAUUGUGUCAUACUAAUAUAGGUACUAUGAUACAUCAAAG
Messenger RNA from Melanaphis sacchari, 3365 nucleotides. RefSeq names its product coiled-coil domain-containing protein 170. The coding region runs from base 162 to 2357 and encodes 731 amino acids. The transcript is spliced from 15 exons. Lineage: Eukaryota; Metazoa; Arthropoda; Insecta; Hemiptera; Aphididae. The record is from RefSeq and is a predicted model, not a curated record.